CAGUCUCUUUGUCUGUUUGGAGUGUUUUCGACCUCAAAAAAUUGUUUGGUUUACGUUUCCCACUCAAUCCGCCAUUGACGCUCACCCCACAACAAGAACCAAGCCCCCAUUUUCUCCAUUCUCAUUCUCCAAACUAUCCCCCUAUGAAUCUUUGACCGCCGGUUUUUAUUUAAUCUCGUAGAUUCUCCCGCACCCUUUUGAAGAUUCCCCGACCUCUCUCCUGGGCAGCUCUUGUUUUUCGACUCCGGACUACGAUAUCAUUGUUCUUGAUUCUGUUGUCUGUGGUAGAUUCUAACGUCUGGCUAUGGUGGGUGCUCUGUCCGUUGUGGGUUCGCCGGCGGUGGACUCCCAUACGGGCCCGUGCCUCUGCUUGGAUUCGCCCCCGGCGGCCAUGACAAGCCUCAGGAGUGGAGGAGGAGGCGGUGGCGGAGAGUAUUUCGCCUCUUGCAAGAGCUUUCCGAGCAGGUGGAAGAAAUUGCCGAGGCGGCCCGGAUCAUUGGAGCUGGGGAGCUCAUUCAUUGGAUCACGGUGGCAUGAUUGGCGUCUCGAGGCCUGGGCGAUCUCGGGGGGAGCCAGUCGGCGGCAGAAGAGGCUGAGUAAGGGCCUAGGCAGCCUCGUUCUCAAGAACGAGCUUGGGGGACAGUACGAGGAUAGCUUCGAAGAUGUGAAGACUCAAAUGCUUAACUACUUCACUUACAAAGCUGUGAGGACUGUUCUGAACCAGCUGUAUGAGAUGAACCCAACACAGUAUCGGUGGUUUUACGAUUUUGUCGUAUCGAAUAAGCCUGGAGAUGGGAAGCGUUUCAUUCAAGUACUAGUGAAGGAGAAGCAAGAUCUCGCCGAGAGAGUGAUGAUAACGCGUCUUCAUCUUUACGGGAAGUGGGUCAAGAAAUGUGAUCAUGCACAAAUAUACAAAGAGAUAUCGGACGAGAACUUGGAGUUGAUGCGGGAACGGUUGAUGGAGACGGUGAUAUGGCCCUCUGAUGACACAAAUUCGGAGAAGAUUGGCUGAGACGUCGCAGCUCCUCUAUUCCUAAUAUUUUCCUCUUGUUCUAAUUAGUUGUUAGGUCCUUGCUCUUGAUGCUAUCAGUAGGAUUUCAAUUUCAGGGUCCUCCUUAUAGUGUUUAAACAAUCAAAGUUUAGACUAUUAUUCUUUAUAUCUGCAUGUUGUACAUAUUUACUGAAGUAGCAUUUGAAAUCACAAGUCAAUGAAAUAUUUCAUC
Punica granatum (pomegranate) is the source of this 1223-nucleotide messenger RNA. NCBI's taxonomy places the organism in Eukaryota, Viridiplantae, Streptophyta, Magnoliopsida, Myrtales, Lythraceae. The record is from RefSeq and is a predicted model, not a curated record.